AUGGCUGAGAAGCGCAAGCUCCCCCCGCGCGAGCGACGCGAACCUGCCAAGCGACGUGUGUCCGAAGCCACGCCGCAGUCUCACAGAAAAAAGGCGCCCACACCACGCGCCGUAUCAGUGGAUGCGCCGUUGCCAACACAGAUCAAGGACGCAGAUGUUCUACCGAUUGUCCGUACCCGGCAGCCUACGACAUUGUCAGAAAAGGAAUAUCAAUCAAUCGCCGAAAGUGCUGUCCUCCUGGCCUCUCUUGAGCGCUCGAAGAAAAAAUGGCUGAGCGACGGGAUCCUCGUUCGCUAUUAUACAAAACCCAAGAAGACCAAGCGCGAGCAGACCGAGAAGAAGAACCCAUCGAAGGAAUCCAUGUUGAAGAUUGGGCCAUGCGACGUCACCAUCGGACCCCAUCUGUUUGAUGCCAUGAUCUAUGUGGUGAAAGAUCCCAAUGCGCCUCCAUCGUUGCAGUACACGGCUCCCCAGCGUCCACCGGGGGUUCAAUGGGGUGUCCCCCAUACGCCGUACCGACCGUACGGCUCCCCAUCCAAUGCGCAACGACCUGCCCAAUACUCGCCUGCGCCCGCCGGACGUCCUGGAUAUUCCGGCAGCCAACCUUCGCCGCACCAAUCCCGCCCGAGCCAAGGCAAUUCGUCUUCCCCUCAGGGACAGCGACCACCACAAGGACAAAAGGGCCCCAAUGGCCAACCCGCCAAGCCCAGCCCAGACCCUGUGAUCCAGAUGCUAGCCACGAGAGCAGCUGCGGACCCUGAUCUGAAGGCGCUGAUGCGUGUCGUGGCAUCUAGCCAGGCAUCGCAGGAGCAGCUUCGGGCUUUCCAAGCGCACAUUGACGAACUGAAUGCCAUUAUCAAAGCAAGAGAGCAGCAGGAGCAACGUCAACAGGCGCCUGUGGGCACGCCUGCCCCCGCGCCCCAACCGCAGUCUACACCACAGCCUCCGCAGAAGCAAGAAAGCACGACAAAGCCGGCGGCUGACGCCCAGACACCCUCAAGCACCCCUGCCCCGGUGAAAGUCAAGGAUGAGCCGGUAACAAGCAAUACGACCGCCUCUCAAUCCACACCAAAGCCCGCGCCAACCGAGUCGACACCCGCACCAGCACCAGCUCCAUCUGCAACCCCAAGUGCUCCGCCCAAUCCACCCACCGCAUCUACACCCGCCCCCCAGAACCCGAGCCCGGCUGUACAAGCUACGCCAGUCGGGACUCCGCAGUCAGGCGCGCGACCCAUCCCGCCGCACCCUUCUUUUCAACAACCCUCUUACGGGGCUCAGCCACCCAUCCAAUCCAGACCACCUUUUUACGGGGGACCUGGUUCAUAUCCUCGACCUCCUUCCAUGCCCAUUGCCCCGCCUCGUGUCAACUACAAGUCGGUAGUGUUCGAAUUCACAUCCCCGUUAACGCCAUACGGAAGCAGCACUUCUGGCCAUGCCGGCUCCGGCGACCGCUACCUCUUCCCCGAAAACACUAUCCUGGAAUGGCUCCCAGCCGAGAACACGGUUAUUGCCUCAUUCUUAAUAGUCCGAAAGGUUGAUCCAAACACGCCAUUUCCCCUCGAGACAGCCACAGAGGCUGCCGCCAAAAGUAAAGCAAAGGGCAAGGGCGCAUCAAAAGCAAAGGGCGACAAGAAGGUCAAAGACGAGAAGGGUCAACCAGCCCAAACCCCUACCCCGAACCAGCCCGCGCCAACCGAGACGCCCCAAAAGCAAGAACCCACCGACCCCGCCACCCCAGGCAUGCCAGGCACGCCAGGUACACCAGCAGAGGCUAAUCUCAAAGAAUACUGGCAACCAGUAACCUUCCGCAUCCAUGCUCCGAAUGCCAAGAUCCUCGAGCCCCUGGCUCGGGUGGUCAGACCGGCGGAAGAGGUGCGAAAAUACAUGAAUGAAAUCAUGGACCGCGCGGAACGCUCUCAGGAUGGAUAUCUGGCUAUGCAACUGCCUCGCGAGGAGGCGCAAGAACCACCCGAGACAGAAGGCACGCCUGCGUCUGGUGCCGGCACCAGGAGUCGUCUCUCUCGUGUUCAGCUGGCGGAUGAUUCUGAGAUCGAGAGCACAGGAUUCGAGUUCGAGGAAGAAGAUGAGGAGGAUUUGAAGGAUUUCUACGACGCUCCCAGUGGAUUGGCGCCAAUGGUGUAA
Messenger RNA from Penicillium olsonii, 2142 nucleotides. The record is from the annotation of a GenBank genome assembly. Lineage: Eukaryota; Fungi; Ascomycota; Eurotiomycetes; Eurotiales; Aspergillaceae.